Messenger RNA from Morus notabilis, 1712 nucleotides. Its product is annotated as deSI-like protein At4g17486. Gene Ontology annotation, biological process: protein deubiquitination. Lineage: Eukaryota; Viridiplantae; Streptophyta; Magnoliopsida; Rosales; Moraceae. Gene Ontology annotation, molecular function: deubiquitinase activity. The coding region runs from base 498 to 1241 and encodes 247 amino acids. The record is from RefSeq and is a predicted model, not a curated record. The transcript has 4 exons.
AGAAAAAAGAAAAAGGAAAGUAAGGGAAAGGAGAGGUUUCUGGUUGAGUAAAAGACAAUGAGAUUCUCGAGUGAGAUGCUUUCAUUUACUUACUUGAACAACACUUCUCUUUACCAUCAUCCAUCCUAGAAUUUUUAUUUGGUUUUCGUCAAAGAAAGGUUGUCCCAGAGACCCAAUCCAGGGACAGGGAAAGCGGGUUGUUUUUAUCUUCUCAACUCUGUGUUAUUCUCUCUCUUUUUUUCUUUUCUUUUUUUUUCCCCCUGCUCUGAACCAUAACCAUGGCGUUGUGAUCUAAGGAAGCUGCUUUUCUUGAGCUCCAAUGUCUGCCUCUUCUUAGUCAAUAGUUCGUGACAUGUUAACAAGUCUGCAGACUUUAUGAUAUUAAUGACUCUUUAGUUACAAUCAUCGUGGCCUUGGACAAAGGCUUUAGUUUUUAGUCAUAUGCAAAGUUUUGAAGACGGGCAUUGACUGAAAUCUGGUUCCUCUUUCACGGCAACAUGAAAUUUGGACUCAAGAAAGGUUGGAAAUGCAUUGGCCCUCUUCGAUUGAGGGGUAAAUCUGCCACUAGAUUUUGUCUGUUUUCCAAAGCAAAGUCAGCUAGUUAUGGUCCAGGAAGAAUACCAGUUUAUCUGAACGUGUAUGACUUAACACCCAUGAAUGGAUAUGUCUACUGGGCAGGCCUCGGUAUUUUUCACUCCGGCGUGGAAGUUCAUGGUGUAGAAUAUGCGUUUGGAGCACAUGACUACCCUACGAGCGGCGUCUUUGAGGUUGAACCUCGGCAAUGCCCAGGCUUUAAGUUCAGGAAGUCGAUAUUUAUUGGGACGACAUGCUUGGACCCUAUUCAGGUUAGGGAGUUCAUGGAGCGCCAGUCCACAAGGUACAAUGGUGAUACAUAUCACCUGAUCGUCAAGAAUUGUAACCAUUUUUGCAAGGACCUCUGUUACAAGCUAACUGGAAAAUCUAUUCCAAAAUGGGUAAACAGACUGGCUAAAAUAGGUUCAUUAUGCAACUGUAUACUUCCUGAGGCCCUGAAGAUUUCGGCAGUACAACACGACCCCAACUGCCAACCAUAUGACAGUGAAAAAAGGAGCCUGAGAAGUGCAUUCAGUUGCCUGUCGUCGAUCUCGAUGCGGCAGAAGCAGUUAUCAACCUCUUCAUUAUUUCUACAGUCACCCUUGAAGGGUUGCUUGCCUCCAUGGGAAUCGAGAAAGUCGAGCAAUGGCUCCUUGAAGGAAAGGUAAAAAGGCAAACAGAAAGUUUGUGUCAUUCCAGUCCAUGGAUGUUUCUUUUUUUCUGUGACCGGACUCCGUAGAGCCAGUCUAAAGAGGGAAAACUUGUAGAGUACCUUGAUCUGACACCAACACUAGAAGGCUGCCUAUCAUUACAAUUGUUGUUCUCCCAGGUUUCUGGGAAUGAGGACUGAGAUGUGUCAUUGUUUAGCUUCUAGUCGUCUACUGUCAAAAUCUGUAAGAAAAUGCUCAUGGUUUCUUCUCUCGCCUCUUCCUCUCUCCUGUUUCUUUCCCUCUACUAUUUGUUGGGCAUGCUAAGCCCAAGUUGUAUACGGGUACGGCAUAGGUUUUUGCCAUUUCGGAGUGUAAAUCUUGUUGUUAGCCUUCUUCUCUAUAGUUAGAAUCUUGUUAUCAGCCUAAAACAUAUUGGGCCCGUUUAGUUCGUUGAUUCGAAUUUUUAAUUCGAGUUGAGAUAUGAUUUUA